GUCGGGAGAAAGUCACCGUGUCUCGAUAGAGAUCGUCUCUGUCUUCAAGGAUGGCAAACUCAUAACCUUUUGAUGUUUAGUUAGGUUUUGCUAUGUGGGUGUCAAGUAAACCCUUACUUCUUUCUUAGUUGAGGUUCGUCGUCUUCAUUCUCGAUGGCAGCUACUGAACAACUUGGUAAAGCUUUGCGGGUAGUUCCGUUCUCGGAUGAUUUCUUCGCUUAUACGAGAUGGAUGAAGAGAACGUCCGGUCUUUAUGCAUCAAAACGCAUAUACCUGUUGUUGAUUCUGAUAUAACUCGAUGAAGAAUGUCGUACGAUAUGAUCUCUUUAUGUCGGUGAUGUGGAUGUCCUGAAAGUUUCAGUUUCUACGUGCGAAAGUGCUAGUUUCUCUGAUGCGCAUGCUGAGAAAUCUAAGCAUGUUUCUGCUGAGUUCUCCAUUUUCCCGUGGAAGGAUGAGGGAUGCAAGUUUAUUCCUUCAGAAGCGCGAUUUAGUGAAGGUGAGAUUGAAAUGGGUGAAAAACAGAGGCCUCGAUCACAUCAUUGACAACGAAACGGAUCUGAAAGCAGUUUGCUUGAUAAAGGAUGCCAUCAAGAGGAGCUCUGCUGGGUGCCUGAGCGCCUCCUCACUCUCCGAGAGGCAGAAGCACUUGGGCUUGACCGUGCCCGUGUUGCGGUUUGUGCGAAGGUAUCCCACACUCUUCGAAGAAUUUCGUGGCGAUAGAUUUAAGAACGUCCCCAUGUUCCGGUUGACGGAUACUGCCCGUGUACUUGACGAGCGAGAGCAGCGUAUAUACCAGAGCCAUGAGGAAGAUUUGGUGGAGAGGUUGUGCCGGUUGUUGAUGAUGACCAAGAGCAGGACACUUCCGUUUCAAUCCAUUGAUCCACUGAAAUGGGAUCUGGGUUUGCCAGAUGAUUAUGUGAAGAGAAUUGUCCCCAAGUAUUCGGAUCAUUUUCGAAUGGUCAAGCAACAAAAUGGUCUGUUGGCUUUGAGCCUGGAAAAUUGGCAUGAGGAAUAUGCGGUAUCGGAGCUGCAGAAGAGGAGUGAGAAUACGGAUGAGUAUGGAACUUAUCGAAAUCUUAAAAAGGGACUGUCGUUAUCGUUUCCAUUGAGUUUUCCUCGAGGUUAUGGAUCACAAAAGAAAGUGAUAGCAUGGAUGGACGAAUUUCAGAAGCUUCCUUACAUAUCUCCUUAUGAAGAUCCAUCACAAAUCGAUCCUAAUAGCAACCUCAUGGAGAAGAGGGUGGUUGGUGUCUUCCAUGAACUGUUGAGCAUAACAAUACACAAGAAGACUAAGAGAAAUUACCUAAGGUGCUUGAGAGAGGAGAUGACUUUGCCAGAGAAAUUCACAAGGAUUUUUACUCGAUACCCAGGUAUCUUCUAUCUGUCUCUGAAAUGUAAAACGACAACAGUGGCCCUCAAGGAAGGUUACCAGCGAGGAAAGUUGGUUUGUCUCCAUCCGCUUGCUGGAAUUAGAGAAAAGUACUCUUAUGUCAUGAGGACAGGAGUUAUGUAUAGGGGAAGGGGGUUGAAGGGCGAUGGCUCGAAUCAGCUUGUAUUUCCUAACAAAGAUAGCUUAGUUCCUGAGGAGGGCGAUGAAGUGAGACAUGAAUCAGAGGACAACAUUGAAGAUGGUGGUAUAGAUGAUUCUGAAGAUGAUGACUGAUAAGUUGCAGAUGGCAAAAACAAAAAAAAUAGAGAUGAAGCCUGGGUUUUAUAUGGAGCAUGAUGAGAACGUGGUGGCUCAAUAGUUGGUGCACUAUGUGGUUCUACUCAAAAGGAACCUCUUGUUGUAGGAAAGCCUUCAACUUUUAUGAUGGGCUA
Molecule: messenger RNA, 1821 nt
Organism: Nymphaea colorata (pocket water lily)
Lineage: Eukaryota; Viridiplantae; Streptophyta; Magnoliopsida; Nymphaeales; Nymphaeaceae
Product: protein WHAT'S THIS FACTOR 9, mitochondrial
Exons: 3
Coding region: 392-1663 (423 amino acids)
Molecular function (GO): RNA binding
Source: RefSeq, a predicted model, not a curated record